Messenger RNA from Emericellopsis atlantica, 850 nucleotides. RefSeq lists its product as uncharacterized. The coding region runs from base 147 to 836 and encodes 229 amino acids. NCBI's taxonomy places the organism in Eukaryota, Fungi, Ascomycota, Sordariomycetes, Hypocreales, Bionectriaceae. The record is from RefSeq and is a predicted model, not a curated record. The transcript has 2 exons.
AGGAACCCGCGCGGCAGCCCAAAAUGGAAUUAUCAAUGGAGAUUGGAAAAUAUUGAAUGAGACCGAGAGCUUCAUAAGCACUUACAAACCCCCCAACCUGUAUCCGUACGUAGUAGUAUCCGGCCAUUCGCAGCACGAGUAGACAGAUGAGAUACCUCGCGCGCCGUUGCAGAACUGCCUUGUGUACCGCCACGACGUUGACGCCCCUUCGAAAUCCGACGCCUGCUUAUCUACUAGCAUCACGACGUGCUUCAUCCCGCGCAGGCGCACCCACAGCACAGUCUCUCAUACACAAAAUGUCAGCCAACGACAGCAAAGCGGCAGCGUCGCCCGCGGCCGAGGAGAAACUCCCGCCGCUAUCAGAUCAUGACUUUCGAAUCUACAACAAUAUGGCCGACCACAUGGACCUCUUUCACAACAACUUCCGUCAGUCAUGGAACCUCCUCUGGCAGGCAUGCUGCAACAACAAGCGCCCUCGGAAUCUCACCCUCAAGCAAUUCCUAGAUGAAGGCCUGCGCUUCAUUCAACAUCUCACCGUGCACCACAACAUUGAGGAGCAGCACAUCUUCCCGGUGCUGGCCAAGAAGAUGCCCGAGUUCCGGGGCGACCUGCAGGCACAGCACAAGCUGAUCCACGCCGGCAUGGACAGGAUGGCCGACUACCUCCGAGGCUGCAAGACGGGCGAGUACGAGUUCGAGCUGAGCGGGCUCAAGGCGCGGAUGGAGACGUGGGGCGACGUCCUGUGGACGCAUCUGGACGACGAGGUCAGGACACUCGGUGCCGAGAACAUGAGGAAGUACUGGACCAAGGAGGAGAUGGUGCGCAUGCCCAUGUAGAUAGAUAAUGCACA